AGCGACAUCUGCGCUAAAAUCCUUAAAUCCAGGAAGGUCACCAAAUCGAAAAGUGGCAAAAAAUUGAGUGGCAAAAAUCGACAAAUGACACGGGUAAACAAGGCAAAAACAGCUGCUGUGGGGAUGGUGGGCGGGGAUCGUUAGUGUGUCUGUGGGUAAGCGUGAAGUGGCGUCAUUUUUCGUGUCGUGUGUGUGUGUAGUUUAUUAGAACAUGCAAACAAGCAGUUCCAAUUACAAUGACAUGCAUUCAUCUAAUAUUUAGGAAUGCCUUUCCCGUUACGGGAGGGGGCUGGGAACCGAACUUGGUACACCAGCCGUAGCCGAUGGCUACUGUGCGGGACACCAACACUCGCACAAUUGGCGCACAAUCAAUUGUUUAUGCGCAACAGCUGAUGUCGCGAACUGAGGAACAAAUGAAAGUGCACAGCAAUAAGGAUGAAAUUAAAUGACAAGAAACAAAGGGGUCACUCUGGCGGGAGCGCACUGUAACUAGCAACGCAGCCUUUACUCUCGAUCCUAAUUAACCAGUUUCGCUAUUGCACGGUACGUUGAUGUCAUUCAAGAACAGUGUGAGGGAAAAAGUGCGAGCAAGCCUUAUAAAGAAACGCAAACAUAAACGCAACGCAACGCAAACAUUUGUGGUGAAAAUCUAAUGAAAAUAAUACAAUCUGAAAAAUUCGUCAUAGCUCGAAAGACAGACAAAGAAAGGCAAAAGAGAGAUUUCUAAUCAGCAACAAAUCAAGCACGGGUGAAUGUACGCGAAAACGCAAAUCAAACAAUUUGCGUGGGGCUUUUCCUAUGCUAUUUUGUAGUUUUUUUAAACAAAAAAAGUCUAAGUCAAAGCCUAAAGUCCAUCAGUAAAGGACAAAUUAAAAUUGUAAUCAGCAAUAUUCCGAAAUUUUUUAUUUUCCUUUGUAAUUACUACCUGUAACUGUAAAUUGCUGUUAGCUGGCUAGAAACUUCCAUUGUACGUACAGAUUUUAGGUAAUAUAUAUGCGAAUUUUGUUCAAAAUAAUUAAAGCCUUCGUCAUAGGACGAAGAUCAGGCAUUUAAAGAUAUAUUGUUUAAGACUGGGUCUUUGUUUGUGGUGAGAUAAGGUUUGAUUUUGUGUGUGUAAUCGAGGUUCUUGAGUUUGUCGUUAUUUAUUUGAUAACCAGCGCAAUUGCUCAUCAGCUUUAAUUUUAAUGCAAACGACCGUAAGUGCACUUUUGCCUGAUCAGUAAAUUUAUUUUCGAUGCCCCGUGUAGGAGAAUGACAACGUUUAUUUUUCUUAAACACUGCGUUUGUUUACUAACAACGCGAACACAAAAACAACUCAGCGAGUAACAACAAGCAAGAGACCUGAAUGCGGUAUCGCAUAACAAGGGGCCUAGUAACCUUGGGCCCAUUUUAGCAUCGUUACGCCUUUGGCGGGAACUAGUUUGUGUUCCAAGAGAACUAAUAGUCAGAAAUAGCAACAACACGUGUUGCGCUCACUGAUCACAUUGCUGUGGUAGUCUUAUCGCAUGGAGCGUGCGCUCCAAGCCAACUAUGUGCCAAAAAUCAAUCGCAAUAAUUGGCAGAGCUCAGCUUGCGAAGACACAAAACCGGUUUUAAAUGUGGCGCUAAAAAUUCGGGCCACCAGCAAUUUCAAACUAGGACUGCGAACAUCUGGCAGCCUCGCCAUGUUUGCGAGUAUGGGCACACUGGAAAAUGCGGCACUGCUGACAUUGAAAAGGCGAGAAUUAAACGAUAAUUGAUUGCAGUUUGAAAUAGGAGCGAGAGAGUGCAUGGGUAAAAAUCAAUACAGGGAGAAGCACCGAUGGAGCAGCGCGCCAACUUCCUGGCUCUGACCCUCCUGGACGCCCUGGAGGACGAGAACGAGGCGGAUAUAAUGUCGAUGCUGGAGAGGAACAGCAUAAAUGCUGGCAUCGUGCCCUGCGAUCGAGGACUGGCUCCCUUGCACUACGUGUGCGGCAUGCGAAACGGGGGACUGGCCCAGCGAAUCCUGGAGCGGUUUCUCGAGUGUCCCGACCUCGACGUGAAUGCCCUGUGCGACGGCCAAACCACGGCGCUGCACAUCGCUAGCAUUUAUGGGCGGACAGAACUGGUUAGGAUGCUGCUGGAGCGCGGAGCUCGCGCAGACCUGGCUGAUGAGGAUAAUAAGCUGCCAGUUCACUACGCCAUUGAGGAGUGCCACUUCGAAGUGCUGCAGCUGCUCCGGGAUCACAUCUUCCUCGAGAGGCAGAACCAUAAGAAGCAGCAACAGCGAGUCCAGGUGGUCAACGCUCUAACACCCAAUCAGCCGAGGUACAAUCACGAUGUAACUUCCCCGUACUACAUUAAUAUCACUCACAGACGGCAUCGACCGCAGCCGAAGUUUCCGGAGCCAACGGAGGUGGAGUGCACCGACAUUCCGGUCCUGCCGGAUGGGGAGUCUGUGAACCUGUUUGCCCUCACUGAAGCUCAUCUUACCCAACUCAUCCAUAGCCAACGGCAGCACCAGCCGGAGGAUCCUUAUCAGCCAAAGCGGCGAACUCUUAUUGAAAGCUGGCGCGAGAAAGUGGAACGCUCGCGCGCCCGCCAGUCCCUGUUCCACCAGUAUGAUGAGCAUGUGGAAGCGCUGGUGGAUGAUGCUAUUAGUCAGGAGGAUUUCAACUAUAAGGAGCACCUGCAGAAGAAGCUCAGAGUCGAGAACAAUCCGAAAAAUCUGACAGAGGAUGCUCCAACCUCGGGUCGUCAGGUGUUCGAGAUGCUAGUGGAGCGGGUCUCUCAGGCUGUCGUUGUGGACCCGGAACCCGAGCACAGUUUUUUUACAGCUCAGGGCGACGAGGAGGACUUGACGGAGAGCUCAGCACGCCAGGAUGAGUACUUUCUGCAAAUCAAGGAGGCCUACGUUCACACCGACGACGAGAACGGAUUAGUUUUCUACGAGGCGAAAUACCUACAGAACAGGGACAGGCGGGAACCAGUCGUGCAAACUCCCAAAGAGAGGAAGCACGAUUUGGAAAGCUCCGUGAGCACUAAUUAUACCCUGCCAUUAGACUACGAAACGGACGCCCUGCGCCGGGAGUUGACACAGCUAGGUGCUCCGGUGGGUCCCAUUACCAAAACAACUAAGCGGCUGUACAUCAAGCAGCUAAUCAAAUACAGGCGCAAUACGGAGGCGCUGCUGGCCGCCCAAAAGCACGCCCAGGAGGCGCAGAUCCGAUACUCGGUAGAGCUUCAUCGCACCCUGCGGUCGCCAGAGGACUUUGCGAGGAUCAAUGAUUACUUGCCGCAUGAAGCAACCUCUGCAGCGCAUUUCGCAAAGUGUGGGGUGACAAAAAAGAACAUGCGAGAGGGGCACCUUAAACAGAGCUUCAUCUACAUGUUGAUCGAUCCACGCAUUUCUCGGAAUUUGCCUGGGGAGAGCGCUUUUCUCGAAAAGUUCGGGGUUUGGCAGCGUUUUCUGGACUCAAUUUUUUACAUAGGCAAGGGCAAAUCUUCGCGACCGUACGCUCACCUUUACGAUGCCAUGCGGCAGCACACACGCCUUCACCAGAAGCGCGAAAAGGAUAAGACAAAUAGGGAACGCGGAGGCGGAUUCCGCACCCUACAGCCAGAUGUUUUCCGCUCCCCGCCACCGGGUGAUGGUAAGAUGGGAAGCCGUAAGCUGGAGCGCAUCCUAGACAUUUGGCAACAUGGCAGUGGAGUCGUUUGUCUGCAUGUCUUUCACAACAUCUUGCCAAUUGAUGCAUACACACGCGAAGCGUCCAUAAUAGACGCUCUGGGCUUGAAUCACCUUACCAAUAUAAAGCGCGGCGACUACUAUGGGCCAGCUCAGUCUUGGACCAUGAAACAGAAAAAACAGCUGGGAAUAGCGCUGCUUUUCAAGGCCAUGCACAUCUAUCUGGCGGAGGGAGAAUCCCAGUUGUCGCCAAGCGACCUCCUCUGAGAACGGGAAUAAAAUGUGGUGUCGAAAAAAUAUUUACAAUUAGUACAAAGUGGAACGGCGCAUCUCGAAUAUUCAAAGAUUGAUCUCAAGAUUAAUUACAUUUAGAAAAUGGACAGAAUAAAAAAAUUGGGAAAAAAAUAAUAUGUUUGAAUUCAAGCCAACAGUUUACAAAUUUAAUUCCAUCUGGUCCAUUAGCGGUAGCAUUUUAAAUGAUUUACAAACUAUUAUUAUAUUAAUUUUUAGUCAAAUAGUUAUGCAAUUUGGAAAGGUAUAUUGUACACAGAUUAAUCCCAAAUAAUAAAAUACAUUCAUUCAAA
Drosophila sechellia is the source of this 4233-nucleotide messenger RNA. RefSeq lists its product as uncharacterized. Gene Ontology annotation, molecular function: DNA endonuclease activity; protein binding. The transcript has a single exon. Gene Ontology annotation, cellular component: cytoplasm; nucleoplasm. Gene Ontology annotation, biological process: double-strand break repair via homologous recombination; resolution of meiotic recombination intermediates. Bases 1802 to 3916 code for a protein of 704 amino acids. The record is from RefSeq and is a predicted model, not a curated record. NCBI's taxonomy places the organism in Eukaryota, Metazoa, Arthropoda, Insecta, Diptera, Drosophilidae.